AUGGAAAACAGCGAAACACAAAGAAGUAUAAGAUCAAAGGUUUGUAAAAUAAAAAAAUUUGUCCAGGAUUUAUUGUCAAGGAGCAACGAAAUAGAAAAGUCUUCUAUAGAAGUACUUAUGCAAAAUCUAAUUGUUUUAGAGUAUCUUGUAGGGUCUCAGCAAGGCUCGAACCAGGACGAAGUUGACUCACUCCAAAAAAGUUUCGAAAAUUUUAAAUCAGAAACCAAAGAGCGAGAAAAACAGCUAAAACUCCAAGUAGACCAUUAUAAGCACAAGUUGGAAACAGAAAAAGACCAAUAUCGAAAAAGGAUAACUGAAUUUGAAACCAAAAUCGGAGCUGCUAACAGCAGAAAAAGUGAAAAUCUUGCUAGAAAAUCUACUCAACAUAAUUUAGCGAUUUCCAGCAUUGAAGAAGUGUUCCGUUCAAAGUCCUUUGAAGAAGAAAAGCACCAAAUUGAAAAUGCAGAAGCAAGCCAAGACAGCCCAUUCCCUAUAAUCUCUCAAGAAUUAAUUUCAAAUGAGCAGCUAAUGCUAAAUUUCAAUGAAGAAAAAUUUGCAGCAAUUUCUGAAGAAAAAGACGCAAUUCGAGCCCUGCUCAAUGAGUCAAGAGUAAAAAUAUCUAAAUUAGAAGAAGAAAAUUACACGUUAACUACAAAAUAUGAUGAAUUUCGGCUGAGGAAUUUUGAUUUAAAGCAUAAAAUAGAAUCGUCUAACGCUGAGCUUGCAAAGCUGAAAGCCGAUUUUGAAGAUUAUAAAAAAUCAAGUGAGUAUAGAGAAAAACAUUGGCAGGCACAAGUUGAGAAAAAAUCGCAUCAGUUUGAGACAGUGAUGAGUAAAAUGCAAAGCUUAAAUCAAAGGUUGGCAUUUACAAAGCAAGAGCUUGACGAUGCUCAAAAAGUUUUGACUGAAAGGAUGAAAGAAAUUGACACAGAGAAAAAUUUAAAAGAAAAGGUGACUAAUGAAUUAGUUGUAGGAAAUAAAAAAAUUGUUGAGCUUAAAGACUCAAUUACAGAUUUAUGCUUAAAAUUUAGGGACGAGCAGCGUGAAGCUGAAAAAAUGCAAAAAGAUUUAGUUCACAAAUUGACUACUGAGCACAGUCUAGAAAUAUCUAAUUUAACAAAAAAUUAUUCUGAGGAAAUUGAAAAAAUCAAAGCAGUCACUGAAGAGCGAAUUAAUGAGAUUAAAGAUAGAGCAAGAAGCAAUGAAGAAAAUAUGAAAAAUUAUUUUAAACAAAGAAUUGAAGACUAUAGAAAAUGGUAUGAUAAAGCCUUGGCUGAAAAAUCUGAAGAAUUAAGCCAAGAAGAAAAAUUCCAUUAUUCACAGAAGGUGAGUUUAAGCAAAGAAGUAUCAAUUUUAAAGCAGAAAAUUGAAAACUUAGAAAAUGAAAAUUCGGCUUUGAAUUAUAAAUGCCAGGAUAGAGAAAAGCUAUGCAAAUCAAUUGAAAGCGAAUAUUUAGAACUAAAAGAAAAAUAUAGUGAGCUGAAAGAAAACGAGGCACAAUUUAGAUUUAAAAAUCAGUCUAUUAUUGCGAAAACUACUGAAAAAAUAACAUCAAUUCAAGCAGAAGUAGAAGAAAGGAUUCAGCAUGAAUUAAGCAAAGCUAAAUCUGCUUAUAAAGCUAAGUCUAAAAUAUUGAAAGAAAAAUGCAAAGAAAGAAUUGAAAGCCUUGCUCAACGGCAUAAUGAUGAUAUCAAAAAACUGCAGGAUAUUUAUAAAGCUGAAAAAAAUACAUUAUUUAGUAUAAUUGUAGGCAAGGAAAAAGAAAUGGUUGCGAAAGAAAUAGAAUGCGAAAAUAAAUGCCAGGAAAUAUUGAAAGAAGCUGAAAUUAAAAAAGAAAAAUCUAUAAGAAACCUAAAAGAAAAGAUGAGAAAAAAGAAAGAGAAGCUAAAAGAAGAAAAAAAAGAACUGGAAGAGAUAAUUAAAAAGAAAACUGAAGAAAUAUCACUUAUUAGUGGAAAAGAAUCACAAAAGGUAAUCCAAGAAUUAUCAGAAAUACAUGCCAAAGAAAUCAAAAGGAUUCUUGAAGAUAGUAAAAGGGAGCUAGAAAUGAAAGAAGAGCUCUAUAAAAAGAAUGAAAAUCUGAUAAGGUCAGCCUAUGACUCUCAAGUUGAGGAGUUAAGAAACCUGCUUGAGUCGUUAAAUAUUGAGUCUCACUCAAAAGAAAUAAAACUGUUAGAGCACGAAAACCACUCAAAAAAAGAAAUAGAAAAUAUGUUUAGUGACUUAAAAGUGGCAAACUAUCAGAACUCAGAACUAAAAGCAAAAAUUAUUGAACUAAAUUCUGAAAUUCACUCUCUAAAAUACCCUGAAAUAAAAACCACUGAAAAAUUCAUUCAAACAGACCCAGAGCCUGAAAAAUGUGAAAGCGAAGUCCUAAAACGGCAAAGAGCAGUCAUAAAUAAAUGCCAGUCAAAAAUAGAAUACCUUGAAAACUCAAUGCAAAAAAUGACUCAGACAAUGCAAGCAAAUUACGACAAGUCAAGAGAAAAAUGCUCUAUUUUGUCAGCGCAGCUAAAACAAAAAGAAUCAGAAUUAAGCGAAAUCCAGAAUUUCCAAAAAGAGGCUUUAAAGAAAGACGAAAUUAUAGCCAAGCUUGAAAAAGAACUAAAAAGCAUGAGAAAGCAGCUGAUGAGUCAUGAAAAUGAUUUAAAUUUUUUAUUUUCAUCUGCAAACACAUCAGCUUCCAGCAAAAGCCGGACAUCUUCAUAUGGAGCUGGUCGGCCACAAACUCCAAAAGUAGUCCAAAGGCGUAAAACAACAAUUUCUAGAAAUUUUUCCCCAGCAAAUAAAUUAUCAUUAACAUUAACAUCCUUUGAUUAG
This is a messenger RNA of Blepharisma stoltei, 2820 nucleotides long. The record is from the annotation of a GenBank genome assembly. Lineage: Eukaryota; Ciliophora; Heterotrichea; Heterotrichida; Blepharismidae.